GCUUGUUUUGCAGCGGCAGCAGAAUUAUGGGAGCGGAGUCCAAACAGGCUCAGACUGGAGCAGCGAGUGAGUUUUAGCGGAGCUGCAGGAUCUGAAAGUGAACCGAGGCUGAAAUGCUGGCUCGAGUUUUCGUUAACGGCCGCUACGGGCUCAGUAACCGAGUCUCGAGUGGAGCUGCACGGCUUGGUGUAGCGGGACAGCCGGAGCGGAGCUCCACCACGGAGGCGUCUCUGAAGCGGACCCCUCUCUAUGACUUCCACAGAGCUCAGGGGGGGAAGAUGGUGGAGUUUGCUGGAUGGAGCAUGCCUGUUCAGUACAAGGACAGCCACAUCACCUCCCACCUGCACACUCGCCAGCACUGCUCUAUCUUCGAUGUCAGCCACAUGCUGCAGACCAAAGUCUAUGGAAAGGACAGAGUAAAAUUUAUUGAAUCUUUAAUUGUUGGAGACGUCGCAGAACUGAAGGACAACCAGGGCACUCUCUCACUGUUCACCAACACUAAAGGCGGAAUCAUGGAUGACCUGAUUGUGACUAAAACAGAUCAGGAGUAUCUGUACGUGGUGUCCAACGCUGGCUGUGCAGACAAAGACUCCGCCCACAUGCAGGCCAAGCUGCAGGAGUUUAAAGCUGCAGGUCAUGAUGUUGAUUUGGAGUAUAUGGAGGAGAGUUUGAUUGCUCUGCAGGGUCCGUCGAUGGCUCAAGUGCUGCAGGAGGGAGUGUGUGAUGAUCUCAGUAAGCUGACGUUUAUGACCAGUGUUUUGACCCCAGUGUUUGGCGUCCAGGGCUGUAGGGUCACUCGCUGUGGAUACACUGGCGAGGAUGGUGUUGAGAUCUCGGUUCCACGUGAGAGUGUGGUUACGUUGACAGAGAGGCUGCUGGUCAACAGUGAGGUGAAACUGGCCGGCCUUGGUGCCAGAGACAGCCUCAGGCUGGAGGCAGGGCUCUGUCUCUAUGGCAACGACAUAGAUGAGACCACAACACCUGUGGAAGCAAGUCUUGUCUGGACUAUAGGUAAACGGCGUCGGCAGGCGAGAGAUUUCCCUGGAGCUGAUGUUAUUGUUCCACAGAUCAAAGCCAAGACUCAGAGAAAGAGGGUGGGACUAAUCUCAAGCGGCCCUCCUGUCAGACAGCACACCCCCAUACUUAGCCCUGAUGGCAGAAUUAUAGGUGAGGUCACGAGUGGAUGCCCCUCCCCUUGCCUUAAGCAGAAUGUUGCCAUGGGUUAUGUGGAGACAAGCUUUAGUAAAGUGGGAACACCCAUUCAGGUGGAGGUUAGAAAGAAGAUGAUACCUGCUGUGGUCAGCAAGAUGCCGUUUGUGCCCACAAACUAUUACACUGGACGCUAGAGCUCAUCCUUGUCUAUCAUAAGGAAAGGCACUAGACAUGAAGUUGGUCAGUGAUUGACUUCAGACAGAUCUGAUAAUGUCUAGCACUUAAGGUCAAAACUACUGAAUUUCAGAUUUUAAAAAUAAUUUACGCUUUGAGAUUGAAGGAAAAGGACAUACAAGGACUUUUUACAUCCAAAUGCACAGUUACACUGCAUCUUGGGAGUGGCAGUAUCCAUCACUAUUCUGUGUUCGCAAACAGAAACACAGAUUCAAACAUGCUGAAUAUGUAUUUUUCUCAGUAUCUUUUAGUCAUUUUUUAACUCUAAUUUUAUAGUUAGAUAAUAAUAAUAAUUUCCAGCCAUUUUGACUGGAAAUUAAAUAAAUUAAGGGUGGUCUCUGACUUUUGUACAGCACUGUAAACUUGUACAACCAAAAACUAAUGUUGCAGUACAUUCCUGUUUAACUUAAGUGCGUAUCUCUGUGUGAAUGAAACAUCUGUUUGGAAGGACACACUGUAUUUAACCCAUGUUUUCAUACAGUGAUCAGUACUGCUAUCCAGGGACCAACCACUGACUGACCACUGACUUUAUUUAUACCUAAUGAGAGCGUUAGUUUAUUCUCAGAACUUGGUGAUUAAUAAUAACCAGAACAUUUGCUAAAUACACUGACAGUAAUGUGAGUACAUAUAACGUAGGUUCCUGUAACCAUGUGCCUUGGUUUGCAUAAUUGUAAGAUAAACCUACAGUAAACGGUUAACAGUAUUUGUUUAUUUUUGGAUUAGUACCUUCAUCUCUUGACUUGGCAUCUAUUACAGUUUUAACUUUGCCAAAUCUCUCUUUCUUUUGGUGCGAAUGGUGCACUUUGGAGUGGUGCUUUUUAUAUGCACUGGUCCAGCACAUUUCUGUAUGUUUACACUAUUUCCCGUAUUUUUUUUGCAUAUCCUGUGUUAUCCUAAGCAGUGAAGCCAAACAAGGGGGCCAAAAUCUAAAGUAAAACUGUAGAAACUUUUGUACUACUGUAUUGUCAUGAUGACUCUUAGCUUAGGUAUAUUUUAGGAUAUUGAUAACAUAGUAAAUAAUAUUAUGAGAAUAAGAUGAAUAACUUUGUAUUUAACAUUAUCAAUAAACUGUUGUCAUUAGUGA
Messenger RNA from Colossoma macropomum (tambaqui), 2470 nucleotides. RefSeq names its product aminomethyltransferase (gene amt). Gene Ontology annotation, molecular function: aminomethyltransferase activity; protein binding. Gene Ontology annotation, cellular component: mitochondrion. The coding region runs from base 114 to 1346 and encodes 410 amino acids. Lineage: Eukaryota; Metazoa; Chordata; Actinopteri; Characiformes; Serrasalmidae. The transcript has 9 exons. The record is from RefSeq and is a predicted model, not a curated record. Gene Ontology annotation, biological process: glycine catabolic process.